AUGACUUAUCAAGAGCCAAAGACUUCAUUCAUGUCGCCCGCGGGCAAUGUCAAAGACCAACAGGAGAAUACACCCCACGUUCUGGCUCCAUCUGCACUGGGCGGUGCAUCUGUUCAAGCCUCGGGAAUCCCUUCCAAGUGCCACUCCCCCUGGUCAAUGGUCACUCCAACAACCCCAGACGGCUUGGCUGCUCGCUUACAGCCUCGUUCUCCUCGGCUUGGGAGCGCACAGGCCUUCGAGACACCUACGCGCCCGUCUCAGCAUGAAAUGUUUCAUAAACAUCUGUUGAAAAUUGUUGAAGGUGCUGGUCAGAAGGCUGUGACCGUUCCUCACGCAUUUUCCGUCCAGCAACAACCUCUCCAGUCAGCUCCGCCAGAGGAAGCUGUUGAUAAUUUCAUUUUGCCCCUCCGUCAGCCUUUACAGCCAGACUCAGUUCGUUCUUUCUCAAGCGGUCAUCAUUAUUCUUCCUCCGAGAAAGUCGUGUCCGACAAGUACUACUGGCCCAUGAACAGCAUCCAUGGCACUCAUGACACCCCUUAUCCUGGUCUCUCACUGCCAGAGAAUCCCGAUGCCAUUCAUAUCGGCCACUCAGUGGGCAAGUUCUCCAAACCUAUGCUGGUAAGUGAUAAAAACCGCAUCGCUCCUUUCACUGCUACCAACGACCCAGCAUCUGCUGAUGAAUGUGACGCACCAUCCAAGGUGGCUCUUGGAUUCAGUCCCGAAUACCAUGGAGACCCUAACCUCAUGCGCAACCGGUCCGCCAACAUUCCCGACGAGCUUAACUGCUCCCUCUUCUUGGUUAACUUGCCUCCCACCCUCACCACUCAUCGCCUCAUCGCCGCCAUUCAUGCGAUGGGCCCCACCGGACGCAUCUAUGCCACUCACAUCAACGCCCCUGAGCCCGAUCGCAAGCACUACGGCUGCGCAGCCAAGGUCAUCUUCUUCGAGCUCGUGGCGGCCAAGGCCUUCUACCGUGCCUAUGAGGAACACGGCUUCACAGUCGACGGCUACAACGUUCGUGUCAUGUGGAACCGCAUCAAGACUGCACAGCAGGAGCACGCCAAGUCCACUACUCGCGUCCUCCUCAUCGGCGGACAACCCCAGUUUGUCAACCCCACCACUCUGACUGAGUACUUCUGUACCAAGCUCCAGUUCCAGAUCGACUGCAUCGUCACCCACAGCGACGGUCUCAAGGGCGACACCGAUGCUGUCGUUGAGUAUCGCUUCGGCAGUUUCCGCUGCCAGGCAGAAGCAGCGAAGAUGGCUCUGACGCGCGAGCAUCCCGAGGUCAGGUGCUUCUUCCACUGCGACCCUUGCGAUCCAGGCCAUUGGAAGCCCUCACAGAGGAUUCCGGUUGCCCCCAUCAGGCCCCAGAAUCCUCUCCCUCCUCCUAUCAGGCCCUUGAGGUACCCUGGCAUUUGGCCUUACCAGCCACUUACGAUCGUGCAAGAAGACGAGGAAGACCAGCGUGUUGGUUCGACCUACCACCCAAUGCGUCCCACCGUGCGCCAGUGGUAA
Molecule: messenger RNA, 1518 nt
Organism: Diaporthe amygdali
Lineage: Eukaryota; Fungi; Ascomycota; Sordariomycetes; Diaporthales; Diaporthaceae
Exons: 1
Coding region: 1-1518 (505 amino acids)
Molecular function (GO): nucleic acid binding
Source: RefSeq, a predicted model, not a curated record